GCUUGCGCGUGCAUGAGAAGAGCUCGUUCUCUUGUAAGUUUGCCCUGCACUUGUAACCGGGCUGGCGGAUGCUUAAGAAAAGAAACUGUCCUGUCAAAAAGAGGAGAGGAGAGGAGAGGAAACUGAAUAAAGGGGAUAAACAGGUUGAAGCUGAAAUUGUGAUGUUUAUUAAAAAAUGCAGAUGAUUCAAGGAAGGUGCAGCCUGCAGCAGAAGUUGACAUUCAGUGUGAAGGGAACAGUAAUGAAACCACCUGCAGGAAAACAGCAUAAUCAACCCUGCUGAGGGGAGGUCUGAGUGUUAUUUAAGUGUGACUCAGCCCAUGCAGCGAAACUACUUGAUCUCCCAGCAAUUUGAGGUGGCAAAUCAAUGCCUCUAACCACCAUUCGUCAAGACAGAGAUUAUUCAUCCUAUCUUUGGCAGUAUCUGCUCCACGACAUGCCAGGCAUGACCCUCUUACAGCACAGAUAAAUCUACAUCCUCCAGCCUUCACCUCCUCUGGUUAUCACUCCAGCCACAGUAAAUAAGAUGGAAGAAACAGAUUAUGGGAAAAACAAGCCCUUGGCAGAAGAUUCAAAUUCCCCAUUGACAAACCCUGCUGACACCAUCAGUAUUGACGAUGGACUUUAUAAUGCACUACGUGAAGAUCUGGAAACAGAUGCUCGGGACUUUGAGGCUCCCACCUGGAGUGUAGCUGUUGACCAGCAAUAUUUAAAAAACUUUUCCAAAGAGGACAUUAAAAGACAGGAUGUAAUACAUGAGCUGAUUCAGACAGAAAUAAACCACGUGCGGACGAUAAAGCUGGUUUUGGGCAUAUACGUGCGGGAACUGCGUGAGACCCUGCAAAUGGAUGAGACCCAGCUGGAAAGACUGUUUCCACAGGUGGAUAGCCUGCUGCAGGUGCACCAGCUUUUCCUCAACCGCCUUAAACAGCGAAGAAUCGAUUCCUUGGAGCCAGGCAGUACCCAGAAUUACUGCAUCCACAGAAUUGGAGACAUUCUUAUGACACAGUUUUCAGGUGAAAUAAGAGACCGAAUGCAAUACUGCUAUGGAGUGUUCUGCAGUCACCACACCGAUGCAGUCAACUUCUACAAAGACUUAAUGCAAAACAACAAGAAGUUCCAAAGUUUUAUACGAAAAGUAUGUCAGCUGUCUAUCGUACGGAGAUUAGGAAUCCCAGAGAUUAUUCUCCUUAUAACACAGCGUAUCACAAAGUAUCCGGUUUUGUUUGAACAUGUCAUUAAAUACACUAAAGUUGACUCAGAGGAGCAUAGGAACCUUGUACGAGGUCUGGAACUGCUGAAAAGCACCAUCUCACAAGUAAAUACCUACGUUGAUGAGUUUGAGAAAGCAGCACGGCUGAGGGACUUGAGCAGUAAGCUGGAACCCAAGUCCCAGGUCAAGACGACCCACGGAAGAGUGUUCCGCAGAGAGGACAUGCUGCAGGGUGACAGGAAGCUGCUUCAUGAAGGCGUUCUCAACUGGAGGCUAACUUCUAACAAAAGCAAAGAUGUCCUUGUCUUGCUGUUGUCAGAUGUUUUGCUGCUGUUACUGGAGAAAGAUCAACGACUUACCUUUGCCUCUCUGGAUGGUAAACCUGCGGUGAUCUCAUUGCUGAAGCUCAUUGUGCGUGAUGUGGCUCAUGACGAGAAGGCCUUGUUUCUGAUCUCGGCCUCCUCAGACACUCCAGAGAUGUAUGAGUUUCACACCUCCUCCGGAGAGGAGCGCAAAACCUGGAAAGACCAAAUCUGGAAGGCCGUGGAACGCUGUCCUGAAGAGGAGAAAGAGGAGCCAGGAGAACUUCCUGAGAGGAUCCAAGACUUUCAAAGGAAUCUUUGUGUGCGGGAUGCCUUGAUCGAGCUGCUCCUUAAAGAGAAGCAGAGUUUAUUCUCCAGCAUUGCAGCCUUUGUGACAGGUGUUACUGACAUCUCACCAAGUGUGCGCCAUCUGCUGCAUGGGAGUGCAGCAGAGCCCCUUCAGGGGGAACAACUUCUCAAUGGAGCCAUAAAAGAUGUGGAGAUUUUACAGAACUUGCUGUUAACAUGUGAGCAGGGCCAAACUCCUUCCUCUGGAGAGGGGAUGGAUCUGGUCCCAUUAUACAGUGAUGCCUGUAUGCUGCCAGGAAAUGGUAUUGAUAGUUUAAUAGAAAGAAGGAGAGACAGCAGUCAGUGGGACAACUCAGACCCUCAGCACAGAGAGCUUUAUUCUAAUGAAUACCUGGAGCUGUCGGCAGAUGAGGAGGAGAUAACUAUACAGAGCUGGAGUGCAUAUCAUUCAGGCUUCUUUCUUAAAACAGAGCUUUAUGACACUGUAACUAAAUUGUCUCAGAAGAUUUACAGCCUUCAGUCCCUUGUCCAGCAGCUGGGGAGCCACAUAGUGGUACAACGUGCCACUAUUGAGGAGCUGAUGUCCCGACCCCGGAGCAAUACUCUCUUGGAAAAGGAAAAGCAUCGGAACCUGGAAAAGCAGCGUGAGGAGCUGGCCAACUUCCAGCGGCUCCAGAAUCAGCACCGACAGGAGCAGGUCCAGUGGGAGCAGGAAAGAGAGCAGCAGAGGGCGCAGGCAGAACUCAGGGAGAAGGAGUUGAGGGAGAGAGAGCUGGAAUGCAGCGAACUGGAAAACAAGCUGACAGAGGACAAACAGGAACUGGCCAGGUGGAAAUCAGAAUACCAGGAGGAUCUGGAGCGGCUCCGAGACUCCACACGCUCUGUAGAGAAGGACCGAGAGAAGCUGGAGAAAGAAAGAAAGAAGCUGGAGAAGGACAGAGAAAAGCUGGAGCAGCUGGAGAAGAAGUUUAAGAAAAGGGAGAAUGUACUGAACACUGCAACCUUUCCCAUGGAGAAUCAACGGAUACAGCUACCUCCACCUUACCCUUUAUUGAAUUUGGGUACUCCCAACGAGAGGCCUCCUCUGGUACCACCACGCAGGGAGAGCAUCACCAUCAUUCCAGUUAAACCAGAAGUGCCCAUACACCUCAUUAGCACCACCAACCAAUUCCCCAAAGCCAGCUCUGUCCAGCAGAAGAUCCCCACCAAGCUGGCUGACAAAACUAUAGGCAAGGAGAAGCACAGCAAGCAAAGGAUCUCCCACCAUCGCACCAAGAGCGCAGCUGGCAUAGAGGUGUCCCAGGUACUUCCCAUAAAAGGUCUAGGAAAGGAAGGAGGCAGUUUAAGAGCCAUGAGGUCUAAAAGUCCCCUCCGGCUCCAUCCAGAUAUGUUUGUCCAUCCAGAGCAAUUAUCCAGCUCCAUACCCUCUCAUUCAGGAAACAGCAUCAGGAAACACAACCACAAUCAUAACACACACACCACCCAGCCAGGACACCGUAAAACCAAAGACAACGCAGUGGAAGACAUAAUUUACUUUUAAUAACCCUGUGCAAACUGCCAGACUACAACAUUGUUGCAGAGAGAUUAUUUCUUUAACAUGACCUGCAUUUUUCAAAGAAAUUAAGUAAUUUUAGGCCUCUUUAAAUCUGUGUCCUAAAGGUUUUGUGAUCUUGACAGUCACAGUAUAUCAGAACAAAAUCCUGUUCAGGUCUGUCUCAAUGAUUUGUUGUUCCUGUAAAUAGCUGUUUUUAGUUAUUUAUUGUGAUUUUAAUUCAUAGAUGUUUGGUCCCACAAGUGUUGGAAUGGAAACUUUUAGCAUCUUCCUGGAGUCGUGUAAUCAAGAGCUUCUCUCAAAAAAAAGUGUAGAUCUAUUUAUUGUGUGGUAUAGAGUUUUAGUUUAAAGUGUAAAUUUACUUUUUGGAGUUUUUCCUCCACUUUCUGUACAAAUCAAGGGAUCUUUUACAUAGUUUUGGAGAAUUGGAAAAUUGUUAUAUUUAAGCAAAUAUUUAGUAGUGUUUUAGAAAAAAAAAAGCCUUGUUUUCCUUUUAUGAGUUGGGGAUAAAUGCUCAUCGCUACUAAAUUUCUUUUAGUUUCUAAAUUCAUGUUAUACUGCAUGGCACAAUUCUGUUGGAUCAUUACUUUUAUUUUACACAUUGUUUUAUUCUGAGAAAAUACAGACCUUCUUAACUAGAAAUGUAUAUUUUAAAUGGUGCAGAACAGCUUUUUUUCUCUCAUAGAGGACUGUUGCACUUUGAAGUUCUUGCCAUUUGCUGUUUUACAUGAACAAACAUAAAACCUGUGUACUCAGUUUUACUUCA
Carassius auratus (goldfish) is the source of this 4142-nucleotide messenger RNA. RefSeq names its product rho guanine nucleotide exchange factor 18-like. The transcript is spliced from 21 exons. Lineage: Eukaryota; Metazoa; Chordata; Actinopteri; Cypriniformes; Cyprinidae. The coding region runs from base 527 to 3364 and encodes 945 amino acids. Gene Ontology annotation, biological process: regulation of Rho protein signal transduction. Gene Ontology annotation, molecular function: guanyl-nucleotide exchange factor activity. The record is from RefSeq and is a predicted model, not a curated record. Gene Ontology annotation, cellular component: plasma membrane.